This is a messenger RNA of Acipenser ruthenus (sterlet), 4953 nucleotides long. RefSeq names its product tumor necrosis factor receptor superfamily member 27-like. Gene Ontology annotation, molecular function: protein binding; signaling receptor activity. The transcript has 9 exons. Gene Ontology annotation, biological process: positive regulation of canonical NF-kappaB signal transduction; positive regulation of JNK cascade. Lineage: Eukaryota; Metazoa; Chordata; Actinopteri; Acipenseriformes; Acipenseridae. Gene Ontology annotation, cellular component: plasma membrane. Bases 127 to 1644 code for a protein of 505 amino acids. The record is from RefSeq and is a predicted model, not a curated record.
CUCUGCUAACCUAAGCGAUAUGAUUUACUGACUCAUCCCACAGUAUUUCUCGAUGCAUUGUAACCCGAGCAAAAUCAGAAAUCAGCGUGCAGUGACAAACAGCUCCCUGGAGAUCUGGCUAACACUAUGGACUGUUUAGAAAAUGAGUUCUACAGUAACAGGGGCAACUGCACUCCAUGCAAGCAGUGCCCACCUGGCCUGGAGCUCUCACAGGAGUGUGGUUUUGGGAGUGGAGGCGAUGCGCACUGUGUGAGCUGCAGCCCCUGCUGCUAUAAGGAUGAGUGGGGACACCGGGGCUGUAAGCGCUGCCAGUCCUGCAAGCUCAUUUACAGACUGCAGAUAUCCAACUGCACAGCCGAGAGGAACGCUGUGUGUGGAGAAUGCCUGCCAGGGUUUUACAGUAAAGCGAGGAUUGGUGGACAGCAGGAUGUGCAAUGCAUCCCCUGUACUGGUCAGACUCCACCCAGCGAACUUCAAUGCAGUACACGAGUUCAGAUCAUGAAGGUUUCGGGUUCAGCAGCACCCCCUCCUGACACGGCCGUAGCUGCUGUUGUUUGCAGUGCACUUGUUACCGUGGCGAUUGUUGUGAUGAUUCUGUCAUUUCUGUACUGUAGAUGCACCUCCGUUGGGAGCUGUGUUCAAGCGUUUCUGAGGUCCUGUAAUGCUGAUUGGAGUGAGCGCGGUGAAGCUGUUGCUACUGAUGAACCCAGAGAGACUGUGAUGCAGAAUGCAGCUGGGGAGCUCAGCCCUGGGGCCAAGGACACACUGGAGCCCACAGGCCAGCCUGUGGACGACUCCCCUGCCAGUUUGAGGUCCUGCAUGGAGGCGUGUGCAUUCCCAGGGAACCCUGCCAAGACCGUAGAGCCCAAGCCCCAGUGUGUGAGCAGCUUAUCAGAAACCCAGCCGCUGAUCAGAGACUCCACCUGCAGCACCUGCUCGUCGGGGAGCUCCUCCAGCUCCAGGAACAGUGCCGAGCACUCCCCAGAGCAGCCCCAAGAGGCAGCAUCACUCAAUGGGUACUGUGCAUUGGAGCAGGAUGGGAGAAGACGGCAUGCUCCUGUGGAGUGUACUGAGUUAGACUUCCAGGGCUGUGCUGCUCGUUCUGAAGAAACCAGGGCUGGAGACACAGCAGGACAAGCCCAGCCAGAGGCCCCUUCCGGUGGCAGCCUGCCGGAGAAGGAAAUCAGGGGACCCCCUGCCAACAUUUCCCAAACCACUACCAGCUGCAUGAGAGGUGAGGAGGAAAUCCUCCGCUACAGCUGUGCAAGCGCUUGCCACAUCCCGCAGAACUGCACCAGCAUGGCUUUUGAUGUUCAGAACAUGGUGAGAAAGAGUUGCACAAUCACACAAGGACUUCACUUGGGGCGUCUCCCUCCGGUGCUGGUCGAGUCCCUGUCUCUGAAGCUGGACCCAUCGUUCCCGGGUGUAAAGAACUACAGGCAGCUGGGUCUGGAGCUGGGGGUGCCAGCGGAGGUGAUGGACAGCGUCAUCGGGUUUGAGCAUGUGUUUAGCUACCUGUCCUCCAGCACACUGACCACAGUGCCCGACCUGGUGCACGCCUUCCAUCGCCUGCAGAGGUUCGACGCCUUGUUCCUGCUCUGCGAGUACUCCACUCAGAUCCAACACAAUGUGUGUGCGCAUUAGCCGACCAGAAAGCAAACCCAGGAUGCACUUUCACUGAAGUACUGUCAAACCAAACCCUGCAAUAGUUUUUUUUUUUCUUUCAUUAACAAGAAAUAAGCCGUUGUUUAGUGCUGGGAAUCCAGAUUUAAGAGAAAUUAUGCAUUAGCAUACUACUGCCAAACAAAGCACUUUGGGUCUGGUUUUGCAAGGCUAGUUUAAUUUAAUUAUUAAUUAUUUAUUUCUUAGCAGACGCCCUUAUCCAGGGCGACUUACAAUUGUUACAAGAGAUCACAUUAUUUUUACAUACAAUUACCCAUUAUACAGUUGAGUUUUUACUGGAGCAAUAUAGGUAAAGUACCUUGCUCAAGGGUACAGCAGCUGUGUCCCUCACCAGGAAUUGAACCCACCACCCUCCAGUCAAGAGUCCAGAGCUCUCACCACAACUCCACACUGCUGCCUCAAGGUUACUUUAGGGGUAAGACCAGUUAUAUCGCACUAUACUUAUAUCAAGUAUUUUAUUAUUUUUUUUGUUAACAUUUUCAUCAUCUUUUGAGCUGAUAUUCCGUGUUCAAUCUUUGCAUCAGUUUUCAAUCCGUAAAAAUACUAAAAAGCUAUGAUGAUGCUUCUGUUACAGAUAUCACUGAUUCCUGCUGGCAGGCUUAGGUAAUACCAUAGAAUCCUUGUAACUGCUUGUUGAAACAGAACUGAUCCUCUCGUACAUUGAGGGUUCCAGUUAGUGGACAGUCCCCAGCAGUUUCUCGUAACCGGCUUUGCAAAACCAGGCUGUGUCUUACAAGCUUCAGUUUCCUGUCCCAGUCGGAUCAUUGCCACCAAGAAAGGUGUUGAUAGUAUUGAGGUCUUCAGACCUAGCAGCUCAGGAACAUUUAUACUAAGAGGCGCAACAUUUUGGCAAAUCUCCUCCAAGUGCCACCCCCAACACAAAUACCUUUAGUGUAAACUCUUAGUCCUUGCUGCUGAGUCAGCGCUACUUCUUUGCUCCCUAUUCCUGUAGGGAUAAACUGAUGAGAUAAUUUGGUGUUACUGGAGGCUCACCCGGAAGCUCUCUGGUUUCUCUGAAGGGUGUUAACUGUACAGUAUUUCAAGUGCUCUCCAGCUGGAUCAGUCCUCAACGCCGCAGGCAGCUCUCUCUGCUGCUGGCUCACACUUCGCAUCACACUUCAUCACGACCUGUAAAAGGCCAGGGAGGUUUGUCCAUUUAAGUAUAAUGGCCUGUCAAUGUCUUGCCUGUCCUUGUAUACGCGUGCUGCUUUUGAAACUGCAUUAAAUACUCACAGGACAGUUUGACUGAUGUAAAUGUUGAAUCAUUAGAAUAGGGGGUGUUUAGAUAAGGGAAUAAGCAGACCUCUUGUAAAUGACAUCUUUUUUUAAAAUAGAAUUAGAAUGAAUUGUGUAUUUAAUGGAAGUUAUGUUUAUUUUGUGUCAUUUGACCUUCAAUUUUCAAAGUUUAAUUGAAGGGAUUUACAGCCUCACUUAGUGUAAAGCUACUGUCAAGUUCCAGCACAGAACUGACUCCAUUUCAAGCAGUUUGAGGUGAAUUAGUUGCAGGGUACAGCUAAGACUUGACAGAAGAACCUCAAAAGGAUGCAGAUCACUUCACAGAACUUGAAUUUCAUCCCGACUACUUUGUGGUGAAUUUAAAACAUUUGCAUUUAAUACGAUGAAUUUUGUAUGAGCCAAAAAACCCUAAAUCCAAAAGCAGACAUGCAAUUCAACCAGGGUAUUGGUUUAGUUGAGGUCAAUCAGUAUGUACAGCUGCCUGGUAAGUAAAGGGGACAGUAUUAGACUGAUCAAUUAGCCCUUUUAUUUAGUAUUAAGGGACGCUGAGAGCUUUCUUUUCAUCAGGUGUACAUGGUGUACAUUUCAAUUUCUUUUGCUAAAAAAUCUAAUUGUUAUUUUGCUUGGCAAAGCAAACCAUACAGAAUAAUUUCUCUGCUGUUACAUUGUAUGGCCCUCAAUUGGAUUCAUCAAUAAGUAACUGAUAAAAAGUGUAUUUCUUGUGCCAAGUCUUUAAUGAAUGGUAUGUAAAGGAUUUUUGCUAUACUUUUUUGUACCAUUUUUUUUACACUACUACUGAAUACUUAUUUUUAGACAGUUGCAGCUGCAAAAAAGGGUAAGAUUAUUGCUAUUGUCUUUAAAGUUUUCUUUAGAUUUACAUUAAAGGUUUUUCUCUUUUUUUUGGUAUGUUUGUUUGUAUGGGAUUUUACAUGUGAAACAGCUGUAGUUUUCUUUUCAGUCAUUACUGUGUAAUAUUGACUUUUUGUAUUUUUAUAAAUGUGUUGCUGCAUUGUAAUGCUCUUGUAAAGCAUGUUAAAAUGCUGGAUGAUUGUGUAUGUUUUAAUAAAUAAAAGUCCAGUGCUGUGUUUCUGGGUCUACACUCACACAGCAUGUGGCUUUACAAAGAACAAAAAUAAACCAGGCCUGGUCACGGAACUGUUUAAACAGGAAUCUCCACUAGAUGGCGCUGUAGCAAGCAAAAAAUAUCAGGCAAAGCAAAAAUAAGAGGCUAUUAAAAGAGCAAGGUAAACAACAGUUCACCCAAACAGAUGCUUCUCUCCAAUAAGUACAGUGUAUUUAUUCCUGCUAGUGUAUGAAAGACUCAAGUUGUCCAUUCAUGUUGGUUGACAGUUUAAAGGUAUGGUGUGCUAUUAAAAUCUUACAAAAGUGUACCGCAGUAGAGAACGGUAAAAUCCUUGUGAAAUGUUGUCAAGCCUAUAGUUACAGCAUGGUUAAGCACCUGAGCGAUCAGACUCAUGUUUUUCACUCAACACAUUCAAACAGAAUCUUGCAGGAUAUCUACAUGUAGCUUUGAUCUGAAAAUAAAUCAUUUUAAAUGGUCAGUUUAAAAGAAGGAUAUUUGUUUCUUCCUUCUAAAAGAAACCAAUUCUUUGCUUGUGAAAUAAGAUGCAUUGCUGUGCAGUAUCUACAGAACAAUGAUGUCUGUGCAUACUAAAAGGUUCAGACUCAGAUUUAGGUUGCUGAAAGACUCAGGAGGCUCUGUCCUGGUGGGAAUGACUUUGUCUUUUCAGUCUUUUACAUUCAGUACCAUUCAAUUCCAUUUCCUCCCUGACAGCAAUUCACACAACACUGUACUCUCGUACGCUUGUGGGCCAGUUUUGAGUAUGCUUCCACAAGUGUGAAAACCAAAUUACACUUUGAUUUGAUACAAAAUAAAAUAAAUAAAACACAGCUGGUUUUGAUCAAAUACUGUCAGAUGAUAAGAAAAAGAACUAUAAUCUGACAGAUUAUUAACAGGCAAUACUGUAGAUUCUCACUUUUCGAAAGUAUGUGUUAUGUUGUAAAUGACCUCAA